This is a messenger RNA of Exophiala mesophila, 267 nucleotides long. RefSeq lists its product as uncharacterized. The transcript is spliced from 2 exons. Bases 1 to 267 code for a protein of 88 amino acids. The record is from RefSeq and is a predicted model, not a curated record. Lineage: Eukaryota; Fungi; Ascomycota; Eurotiomycetes; Chaetothyriales; Herpotrichiellaceae. Gene Ontology annotation, molecular function: FAD binding.
AUGGCCACCACAAAUGGGAAUGUGAAUAGGGUCGGACCCGACAAGGUCGAUGUCCUCAUCGUAGGAGCCGGUCCUGCUGGCCUAAUGAUGGCUGAGUGGACAGCCAAGUGCGGUGUCAAGACCAGAACCGUUGACAAGCGCGGCACAAAGAUCUUCAAUGACCAAGCGGAUGGCUUACAGUGUCGCACGUUGGAAAUUUUCGACUCGUUUAAAUUCGGUCACCGUGCCUGGAUUGACUCAAACCACAUGCUGGAAAUCUAUCUUUAG